Molecule: messenger RNA, 1606 nt
Organism: Oncorhynchus mykiss (rainbow trout)
Lineage: Eukaryota; Metazoa; Chordata; Actinopteri; Salmoniformes; Salmonidae
Gene: eva1bb
Product: eva-1 homolog Bb (C. elegans)
Source: RefSeq, a predicted model, not a curated record
GCAGUGGUGGUGGAGCACAGCUGAUGUUGAGGAGAGAGGCAGUGGUGGUGGAGCACAGCUGAUGUUGAGGAGAGAGGCAGCGGUGGUGGAGCACAGCUGAUGUUGAGGAGAGAGGCAGUGGUGGUGGAGCACAGCUGAUGUUGAGGAGAGAGGCAGCGGUGGUGGAGCACAGCUGAUGUUGAGGAGAGAGGCAGUGGUGGUGGAGCACAGCUGAUGUUGAGGAGAGAGGCAGUGGUGGUGGAGCACAGCUGAUGUUGAGGAGAGAGGCAGUGGUGGUGGAGCACAGCUGAUGUUGAGGAGAGAGGCAGCGGUGGUGGAGCACAGCUGAUGUUGAGGAGAGAGGCAGUGGUGGUGGAGCACAGCUGAUGUUGAGGAGAGAGGCAGUGGUGGUGGAGCACAGCUGAUGUUGAGGAGAGAGGCAGCAUGUGUGAAGGCUGUUCUCUAAAAUAUUAUCUUCAGCUUUACAGAGAGGACAGGUCAAGCACCCCUGAGCCUUGGAUCUUUCCUCAUCUUAAGCAGCAGUAUAACAGCCCGAUGGGACUAACUGCUCCUACUCCUCUACGCCUCUGAGAUCCUCUGAUUUCUCCUCCACUUUUUUUCACAGCCUGUGGCAGUAUUUGCUUUCCACAGAGAUGGACAGCUGCUCAGUCUAGACUUAGACUGAGAAUCAUUGUUGGAUCUGUGGAUUGACUGUGAAGCCACAAAUUCAACUGACUUUAUCAAGAUUAAGGUCCUUGUAUUGGAGACAGGCCCGGAACUGACACCAGAGACCUAGAGAUGUGAUGACCAGAGAAGUCGUCAAAACAGAAGAACUCGUCAUAUUGUUGGUGGAUGGUGUCAACCAAACAGAGGUCAAAAUGGAACCAAUUAGAAAAGACAUGGAGCUGCUAAGUAACAGCAUGGCGAGCUAUGCUCACAUCAAAGCCAACCCAGAGAGCUUGGCUUUGUACUUCAUGGUGGGUGUGUGUUUUGGCCUGCUCCUGGCCCUGUGCCUCCUGGUCACUGGCAUCGCCUGUAGCACACGUCGUGGUCGCACCAAGAACAACAACACUCCCCACUCCCUAGAGAGGAGACAACUGAAGUCUAGUGAAGAAGAUGAGGAACAGGAGAAAGUGGAUGUGGAAGAAGGGGAGGAGGUUGAGAUCCCUAAAUUAACUGCGGUGCCUAUGAGCAACCUCAGCAGCCAAUCAAAUGGUACUUUGAGGAGCGUGAACGUGUUUGCGUCGGCAGAUGAGCUGGAGAGGGCGAGGCAACUGGAGGAGAGGGAGCGCAUCAUCAGAGAAAUCUGGAGAAACAGGCAGCCUGAUAUAAUGACCACUGGGACAGGGACCAUCGGACGGGUACACUACCUCUAAAGGACCUAAAGUGACUCAAUGACCUAACAUUUUAUUAACCCUGAACUUUAUCUACUUCAGACAGAGACUGUAGAGGACUUUACUGGGCAGGCACAGAUUCACCUUCAUCUUUUCAUUCAAUGUGUAUUUUCAACGUUUUUCAUUAAUGUAUGACUAUGGCAAAUGUGUUGCACAAUACAAUGCACGCUUUUAUGUUUAUACUUCAAUGAGUAUCCAUAUACAUUUUGGUAAUAAAAAGUAGAAUUUCAUGA